This is a messenger RNA of Cyphellophora europaea CBS 101466, 516 nucleotides long. RefSeq lists its product as uncharacterized. NCBI's taxonomy places the organism in Eukaryota, Fungi, Ascomycota, Eurotiomycetes, Chaetothyriales, Cyphellophoraceae. Bases 1 to 516 code for a protein of 171 amino acids. The transcript has a single exon. The record is from RefSeq and is a predicted model, not a curated record.
AUGUCGUCCUCGUGGGACGGCCAGCCGCCGCUUUCCUACCAAACGCCCCCCUUCCCUUCCCUGUACUGGCCGAUUCGCGCCAACCCGGGCGAGCCGCAAUACCUCUACUUUGCCGGCGACAUGUGGCGCUUCACGCUGUACUGGACCCUCAUCACCGUCGGAAUCUCGCACCUCUUCGCCGCUCUCUGGGCCGUUCUCAUGCAGUACGCAUCGGCGUUUCAGAAACGACGCUUCCUACGCUCGCCCGCGGCCGCGCGCUUAACACCCAAGAAUCGGAAGUUGUUAGGGGAAAACCCAAUUGCUGAAACCACUCGGUGGGUAUGGCUGGUGCCAGUGUUUUAUGUUGUGUUGGGCGGCCUGGAGGCAUUGUUGGCGGGCAGUCUGGUGGGGUUGGUGCUAGGAGCUGUCUACAAUGCGGGCUACUUCAAGAUGAGUACGUGGACGCCACUGUUUUGGGGGAUUAUCAACCUUUUGGUGCUGGUGCUGGCCAGUUUUAGAGUGCAAGGCGGUCUCUGA